AUGGCAGCCGUACAAGAAGGCGAGUUCGCCCAGCCCUCACUGCCGCUGUCUGCCGACGAGGAGAGGGCGCUGGCGCUCUACGACAAGCUCCGCGAGCUCCAGCUUGAGAUUGCCAUUAUCAACGCGCAGCACAAAGCUCAAGAUGACGCGUCAAGUGGCGAGAUGACGGCAGAAGAGGCGGACGAAGCCCGCAAUCAGCUACUGGACACCAGAGCGCGAUACAUGCUUAGGAACUCGGUGGUUGAGGCAGUUCUCUCAGCAAACCCAAUUCUCAAAGCCGUCCACAACGGAACCGAUGCUUCACCGGUGGAACGGGAACUUCUAUCAUACGUAGAGAAACGUGACGAGGCCUCAAUUGCUGUCGCCAAGUUUGCAUCCGAGAGAGGCGAGCUCCGCGACAAGGCAACCAAGGCCCAGGGCAAGCUCCUGGCGAGGGCAGGGCACAAUGCCGAGCUCGCGAGCAAGCUGCUGGAACUGGUCGCUAGGAUCGACGAGAAGAAAGGCCAGCAGGACGGCUCAGCUGCCCAAGAGGCUCUACGUGAAUUUGAGGGCGCUCUAGCAGCAAGUAGACGCCGCUGGAGGGUCAUCAAGGGGGUUACGAGUGGUCUUAUUGUAGGUAGUGGGAUAGACUGGGCGCGAGAUGACCGUCUAAGAGACAUUGUCCUCGACCCGGAAGACGACGACUAA
Clonostachys rhizophaga is the source of this 687-nucleotide messenger RNA. NCBI's taxonomy places the organism in Eukaryota, Fungi, Ascomycota, Sordariomycetes, Hypocreales, Bionectriaceae. The record is from the annotation of a GenBank genome assembly.